CGUAGGGGUCGACGAGCCUCCGUUGGGAAGAUGGCGGAGUGAGUCCUCGGCGCGUGCAGCUCCACCUUCCCCGUCGCGCGAUCCGCGAGCUGCGAAAGCCAGCAAAGGACUCUUCUUGAACACUUGUGUCCGGGGAAGGACAGCAGGAGGACUUUGCAAGAGCUGCCGGAAAGUUCUCGUUGAGGCUGUGCGACCUGCCUUGACCUCGCUCGCGCGCGCAACGACAGGAUGCUGACCUCGCCCCGUUCCCCCGCGCCAUGAUGGUGCCGCCCGCCGACCCCCGCAGCGACUGGUGCCAGUACCUGACCCCGCUCGUCGCCCUCACCUCUUCGUCGCGAGGCCCAGGCUGCUAGUGGCCUCCUCCGGCUCGACCUCGAGUGCCACGACGACCACGAAGGCGACGGCGCCGACGUAGGCGCUGCCGAAGUCGCGACAGGAAGGAGUAGCGAGCCCGCGCCGAGAGAGGCGGGAGCGCGAGAGCGUGACGCAUCGGCCGCGUGCGGCAGUGCCGCGCGCGAGGAUCAGGUGCCUGGUGGCCGCAGCUGGCGUCCCUCCCACGCCUUCCCGGCCGCGGAUUUAGACUGCUGGCACUCGGCCUGCGAGACUGAGUGCCACGCCCGGUCGCUCGCGGGGCGCACAGGCGGUCCGGCGCUGCAGCCAAGCAGACUGACGCGCCCUUCGGAGACUUGCAAGAGGAGAGGAGCGCGCCGAGGGGCACGGCGCCAGAGAGGCUUGGCGGGAAGGCGUUCAUGAGCGGUCGUGGAAGGGUCGCGUGGCCAGGACUGCCCCGUGCCCAGGCGUCGCGAGCCCCGCCGCCAGUGCCAAGGCGAGCGCCGUCAGUCGUCCCCUGAGGCGGAGUGCAAGACUGCCUCGCGGCGCCGUCGGAGGCGACGCCCUGCACUGCUACGCCCACACGAGCCGUGUCGUGCCGCGCUUGUAGCGGCGCCGAACGGCCGCGACGGAGGCGGGGUAGCAGUGCCGCCCAUGCCCGCUGUGCCUCUCUAUGUGGAGCGUGAGCGUGGGCGUCCGCUGGCAGGGCGCGCGUGACGCAGCGAGCCUCCCGACUCCCGCCAAGGCAGCUGCGGCUGCGGCGGCGGCGGCUGCUGGAAGGGCUGCAGCGGCAGCAGCAGCAGCAAGAGUAGGAACCGGAACAGGAGGAGGAGGUGGGGCGUCAGCAGGGGGCGGGCGGGAGGGCAGCAGGAGCGGGGGCGGAGUGGCAGCCAUGCUGUACUACACUCUGGACCCGCAGUUCGGCGCCCUCCUCUACUCCGUCGCCAGCAGAUAUGAGCGCCUCGCUCUCCUUCCCGACGCCCUCGCCUGCUGCGCGUACGCCGGCCCGCCCGCGCCCACCGAGGUGCUGGCGUACGCCCACGCGCUCGGCAUCCAGCUCUACACUCUGGGCGAGAACUACGCCUGCUUUCUCACGCAAGUCCGGGCGGGCAGCGUGAUCUUCCUGGUGGGCGUCGGGUCCCUGGUGUGCUGGAAGCUGUGGGAGCACUGGCGGAGCGGCGGCGGAGGCCCCUCGUCGCCCCCGCCCUCGCCCACCCACUCGCCCUCCCCCCCGCAGCGGCGCCCGAGGGGGAUCCUCGCCUCGCUGCUGGAGGACGACCUCGUGCAGGACUUCGAGGACUUGGACGACGAGGACCCCGCGCUUAUUCACCAUCUGAUUGAACUGGGCCGCGAAUUCGUCGUCAAACUUUUAGUGGGCAAGUACUUCGGGCCAGACAGUCCCUGCGGGGAGGGGCCAGGCGAGGACCUGUCCCUCGUCAGCAGUGAAGUGAGCGAAGUGAGCGAGGUCUUCGCGCACCACUACCUCGCCGACGCCAGUGCCUCCAUCUCUGCCGGCGAUGUGGGUUCUUCCUCGGGCGAGAACAGCUUGCCGACAGACGAGGAUUCGGACGUCGAGCUUUUCGGCGGCCACAAGCGCGUUGUUCGCAGGAAGCACAGGUCCUCGGAGCUCCAUCGCAACCAGUUGACUCCAAGCCAUGGGAGAGCCCCGGGCGGCGGCGGCGGCGGCCGAGGCUCGACGGCAGCGCCCAACGCGUCUGUGGUGGCAAAGAAGCACAAGACGGAGUCCAAGCACGCGGCGAAGCGCCAGGGCACGGGCCAGCAUCCCCUGCAGGACGACUGGUGUUCCUCGGAGUCGUCCCCCGCCCACGGCGCGCCCACCAGCGCCCACCUGCCGCAGGUGAAGGAGCUCACUCGACACCUCGGCGACGGCUCUCGGAGACGCCCGGAAAGGGGCAGUUGUUCAUCCCCAAAGGUUGGUAAGAGACGUCAUCAGUGUGGUUCAGCACUGCGAUCCUCACAGACCCGUGAUCAGGAAGACUGGCUGGUAGACAGUAGGUAA
Penaeus vannamei (Pacific white shrimp) is the source of this 2350-nucleotide messenger RNA. The record is from RefSeq and is a predicted model, not a curated record. Lineage: Eukaryota; Metazoa; Arthropoda; Malacostraca; Decapoda; Penaeidae.